Messenger RNA from Aptenodytes forsteri (emperor penguin), 986 nucleotides. RefSeq names its product UTP23, small subunit processome component (gene UTP23). The transcript is spliced from 4 exons. Gene Ontology annotation, cellular component: nucleolus; small-subunit processome. The record is from RefSeq and is a predicted model, not a curated record. Lineage: Eukaryota; Metazoa; Chordata; Aves; Sphenisciformes; Spheniscidae. Gene Ontology annotation, molecular function: small ribosomal subunit rRNA binding. The coding region runs from base 1 to 876 and encodes 291 amino acids.
AUGAGCAAUGUAGCCAAGACAACAGUGAAGAGCAGAACUCUUCAGGCCAUUAAAGGAGCUACCGAGGAAGCCACCCUGAAGACGAUCAACCUGAGCUUUGUCACUGCACUAGAUGAGCCAGCAGGACCCCUCGCAGGCCUCUCGCACCCUCCCCCGGUCACGCACCGGAGGCACCGCACGGCCCCAGCCGCGGCGCACGCCAGCCUGGCCGACGAGGCACAAGGGAGCCAAGCAGACCGUAACCGCAGGCCUCGCCAAGCGGGGGAGGCGGCCGCGCCGGCCGGCUUGAAAUCACUGUUGGUUUUGGUUUUCAGAUGUGUUCUAAAAGAACUGGAAUCACUGGGAAAAGCACUGUACGGAGCAAAAUUAAUUGCCCAAAGAUUUCAAGUUCGAAACUGUUCUCACCACAAGGAUCCUGUGAGUGGUUCGACCUGUUUACUUUCUAUGAUUGAAGAAGGCAACCCUCAUCACUUCUUUAUCGCUACACAGGACCAGGAUUUAGCAAACAAAGUGAAAAAGAAGGCUGGCGUUCCUCUCCUCUUUAUUAUUCAGAACACUAUGGUGCUAGACAAACCUUCUCCGAAAUCUUUGGCAUUUGUUCAAAAGUUGCAGACAAAUGAGCUUGUUCCAGAGCACCAAAAACAAAGUAUUGAGCAGCUUAAAGAAAAAGAAGGACUAGCGAAGCAAGAAGGUGAAAAGAGAAGGAAACGUAAAAGGGCAGGCGGCCCCAAUCCUCUCAGCUGUCUGAAGAAGAAAAAGAAGAAAACACAGGAGGGUCAGGAGCCUUCUGCUGAAAAGAAGAAAAGAAGAAAAAGAAAGCGAAAUAGGGUUAAAGCAGAAGCUGUGCAGUCAGUGCGGAAGAAUGAAGAAGAAUAAACCCAUCUUUGUAAACAAUGCAGGACUUGAACAUUGUUUGAACUCUAUAUACUAAUCUUUCUUUUUGCAAUCAUGUGAAAUCAAGUUGUUCUUAUUAAAACUUAUUUUUC